This is a messenger RNA of Brettanomyces bruxellensis, 543 nucleotides long. RefSeq lists its product as uncharacterized. Lineage: Eukaryota; Fungi; Ascomycota; Pichiomycetes; Pichiales; Pichiaceae. The coding region runs from base 1 to 543 and encodes 180 amino acids. The record is from RefSeq and is a predicted model, not a curated record. Gene Ontology annotation, cellular component: intracellular membrane-bounded organelle. Gene Ontology annotation, biological process: vacuolar protein processing. The transcript has a single exon.
AUGGCUGGAGCAGCAGAAAAAAAGCAAGCUAAGUACAACGUGGAAACGUUGAAGCAGAUACACAUCAUUUCCGCUGUUGUGAAUUUAUUUAGUCUUGUAUGUCUUUUUGUUUUCCACAGACCCAACAGCAAAAAGCCAUAUUUCAUCUUCAGUAUUCCUGGAUGGUUUUGUGAAUUUGUUAUUGAGAAAAUUGGUCGGCCGAAAUACAAGAAAGAUGAUGUUAGAGGUUUCCAAAUGCUCGUUAAUGCUGGUGAGGACCUUCGGCAACAGGGUCUGACUGAAUAUAUUUUCGAUGUUUUCUAUCUCACGGAGGCUUGUGAUAUCUUCAUGUGUUUGUUUGGAUCUAACAUGUCAUACUUGAUACUUCUUCUUAUACCAAUAUAUGCUGUCUAUAAGUUGGCUAGUUUAUGGCUGCGUUUCAGAUCAAGAAGUGCUGGUAAUCCCACAUUUGAGCAGGAAGAUAACCGUCAGGCCCAACCAAAGAGCAAGCGACAGAAGAAGCUCGAAGCUAGGCAAAAUAGAAUUCGUUACGCAAGAUCAUGA